This is a messenger RNA of Striga hermonthica, 1416 nucleotides long. Lineage: Eukaryota; Viridiplantae; Streptophyta; Magnoliopsida; Lamiales; Orobanchaceae. The record is from the annotation of a GenBank genome assembly.
AUGAUAUUGUGUCUGGAACCUGUUGGAAGCCCUCUAUCUGCGAGGAAUGACUUUGAAAAACAAAGUGUGAUCUAUAAAAUUGUUUCCCUAAUAGAGGAGAACAAUAGCCAGGAUGCAAAACUGGCUUCAGGAAGUAACACAUUAUGUAGAAAGGUGAUCGGACAGCAACUUCUGGAAAAGCAGCUGAAAGAGAAAUUUUACUCUUGGCUUCUCCUUGGAGUGACUUCAGAUGGGAAGGGCCUUAUGGUUAUCGACAAAUGGGGUCAAAGUGUGUUGCACUUGGCUGCUACUCUUGGUUUUAAUUGGGCUUUCCAGCCAAUUAUAGAAUCCGGAGUUAGUAUAGAUUUUCGCGAUGUGAAUGGUUGGACUGCGCUUCAUUGGGCUGCAUUUUAUGGAAGAGAGGAAACAGUCGCUGUGCUUGUUUCUCUUGGUGCAGCCCCUGGAGCACUUACAGAUCCAUCAACUGAAUAUCCGCAAGGCAGGACUCCUUCAGACCUCGCCUAUUCCAGUGGGCACAAGGGCAUUUCUGGUUUUCUGGGAGAGACUUUCCUGACCACCCACCUAUCCACUCUUACAUUGAACGAUGGCAAUACCACAGAAGAGUGUGGACUAGAAGCAAUACAGACAGUCACAGAACGUUUAGCAGCACCUACAACCGGAGAAGAUGUGCCAGAAACUCUGUCGCUCAAGGACUCAAUAGCUGCAAUCUGUAAUGCCACACAAGCAGCAGCACGCAUUCACCAGAUUUUUCGCAUUCAGUCGUUUCAGAGGAAGCAGAUUCUUAUUGAAAACGAAUCUGGUGAAUGGCUGGAUUCAGAUGAGCAAGCUAUUUCUCUUCUUGCUGCUAAAACAUCCAGAUUGGGCCAAUCAGGCGGUACUGCGAAUGCUGCUGCCUUAAGCAUUCAGAAAAAGUAUCGAGGUUGGAAAAAGCGGAAGGAAUUUCUGCUGAUCCGACAAAAGAUUGUCAAAAUUCAGGCUCAUGUAAGAGGUCACCAGGCUCGAAAGAAGUAUAAGCCUAUUAUCUGGUCAGUGGGAAUACUGGAGAAGGUGAUUUUGCGCUGGAGACGUAAAGGCACUGGGCUCCGUGGAUUCCGACCAGAUGGGAUCCAAAAACAGCCCCACGUGGGGGACAGUUUGCCACCACCAGAAGAUGAUUAUGACUAUCUGAAGGAAGGAAGGAAACAAAGUGAACAAAGGAUGCAGAAAGCACUUGCCCGGGUGAAGUCCAUGGCUCAGUAUCCUGAAGCAAGAGCUCAGUACCGUAGGCUGUUAACUGCUGCUGAAGUCUUCCGUGAAAAUAAGGAUGCUUCAGAUGGGAUCCCAGAUAACAUGGAGGACUUGAUGUACCCUGGGGACGACUUGAUUGAUGUUUCGAGUCUAUUGGAUGAUGGCACUUUCAUGCCCCUGGCGUUCUAA